GUGCUUCAUUGUCUGCUUGCGGUGCGGUGCGGUGCGCCCCACGGAUAAAAACAUCGGGCGGCUGGGCUGUCCGACCCCCCGAUGGCUGGCUGACCUGGAUCACUCACUGCUGUCCGUCCGUCUGUCUGUCUGUCUGUCUUUGCCCUCUCACGCGCCAUGCUUGACACGGGCCAAUACAACGAACGACAGACUCACUUGACAAAAGACCAUUUUCGGUCACACGCACACGCACGGCCGCACCGCACCCAUCAGUCACACACAACGAUAAAGUUGGCCAGCACCCUCCUCCCUCUCCUCUCGUCCCUCGUCCCGCUCCCUCGCUCAGCUAUGCGUGUGUGGUGUCUGUGUGUCUGUGGUGUGUGCUGUGUCUGUGUGUAAGUAUGGUGGCAAGCCGUGUGUGUCACGUGUGUGCAGUGAGUGCAUCGGCCGGCCUCUGUCAGACCAGCACGACACAAUGCCGGCUGGCUGCUGACAAACAAGGCAUGGCGAGGCAAGGCGGGGCGAGGUGGGUCUACAAAUGGAAUGGAAUGAGAUGGAUGGAUGGAUGGAUCAUUCAGCUGACAAGCCCCCACACAGCACACACAACAUACAAAACCCAUCUCACAUCUCACAUCUCGCCCACACGGCCUCUCAACCAACCAGCAAACAAACAGACCAACACCCCUCCCUCCCUCCCUCCCUCCCUCCCUCCCCCGUCAGAUGUCCUCGGCGGCGAGAGGCGCGUCGGCGGCAGGGGUGUGCGUGCUGCACAUCGGUGACUUGGGCGCCUUGCAUCUCGCAGACGUCCCAGGGUGAUGCACCGGCGUCAAUGGGGCAACGCACUCGCACUGAACAACACAAAGGAGCGACGCCCAGUCACCAUUCAUCUGGCCGUGUCCGUGCCGUCAUCCUUAUCUCACCUCUCCACCGAUGGCCUCUUCUCCCGUGAGUUUGGGGUAUGGCGGCAGCCUCAGCGGACCCAACGACCGCACCACACCGCCACCACCCCCUGGCCGCUCACUGGGCGGCCACCGACCGUUGUCGAUGGCGCCGUGGGCGACCAGCAGGGUGAGAAUGGCCUCGUACACGGCGGCAGCCGACGGGUGGGAACGCAUCAACCUGAUUGAAACACAGCAGGGAUUGGCAUGGUGUGCUCGUGUGGGUGGGUGGUUGUGAUGGUGUCUGUCGGUGUUGUCCAGUUAAGUACUUACGUGUGCGCGAGUUGGUACGGUGUGAGUCCCCCGCCCACGUCGGCCAUGCCACUGAGGGGGAGGUUGGGGUCCUCACCGCAAACCGACAACGCCUCGCGCGUGCCGUCAACGUCGCCGCGCAGGAUCGAAUCGUGCAGGCAUGACACACGCCUGAUGGAUGACAAAACAACAACAAGACAUCCGGUGAGCAUGUGCACCGCCCUCCCUCCCUCCCUCCCUCCGACUCACUCACCUGGCACCCAUGGGCGUCUUGGGCGUCAGUGGAGGCAUCCCCUGCCUCCUCGUGGGCGUCACGAAGCCAUCCCCCUCGCGAGACACACCCCACCCUCCACACCCAACACCGCUCCUCUCGCCCUCAUGCUCAUCGUCAUCUGCCUCCACGCCCCACGUGUCCUCAUGCACCACCGAGGGCGGCGGCAGCGUCUCGCGAGACAGGCUGGCCAGCGACGGACGGGUGGCCGUCCUUAUGCUGCUGCUGCUGGUGCUGGUGCUGGUGGUGGUUGUGGUGCUGAUGGAUGUGGUCCGUGCCAGUUGGUCCAUGGUGCGUGUGAGGCAGAGAGAGGGGAAGGGGAGGGGGAGGGAGGGCCCACUGGCCCGCGUGCAUGAGUCAGUCAUCGCCACUCGAUAUAUGCCUGACUCGCCUCAGUGCUGUCGCUUUUCAGAUCAGUCCUGUGGUCCGUCUGGCAGUCAGUUCGCCGCUGUGCGCAUGAGACCAGGGAAGGCGCCGCUCCUCGCAGAUGCGCUGUGGUCCUCCCUUGGAUGGUGCGGCUCUAUGCUCAGAUGCGCCAGACAGGCGAAAGAUGCGAAUAUGGUCGAAAUACGAGAGAUCGAGGCCUCAGGGAAAGAGAGAAGCGCCAGAGGUGCCCAAAGAGCCCGAAAGUUGAGCUCG
Messenger RNA from Vitrella brassicaformis, 2079 nucleotides. The record is from the annotation of a GenBank genome assembly. NCBI's taxonomy places the organism in Eukaryota, Vitrellaceae.